AUGGGUAAUCCGCUCCUCCCCUAUCUCAUCCCCUCCUCCCCUCUCUCAUCCCCUCCUCCCCUCUCUCAUCCCCUCCUCCCCUCACUCUUUCCUCCCUCCCCUCUCUCAGCCUCUCCUCCCCUCUCUCAUCCCCUCCUCCCCUCUCUCUUGCCGUCCUUCCCUCUCGCUUCCCGUCCGCCCCUCUCUCAUCCCGUCCUCCUCUCUUCCGUCCCCCCUCUCCUCUCUUCCCGUCCUCCCCCUCUCAUCCCGUCCUCCCCUCUCUCAUCCCGUUUCUCCCCCUCUCUCUUCCCCUCCUCCCCCCCUCAUCCCCCCUCCUCUCUCAUCCUCUCCUCCCCUCUCUCAUCCCUCCUCCCCUCUCUCAUCCCCUCCUCCCCUCUCUCAUCCGUCCUCCCCUUUCUCAUCCCGUCCUCCCUUCUCUCUUCCCGUCCUCCCCUCUCUCUUCCCCGACCGCCCCUCUCUCAUCCCGUCCUCCACUCUCUCAUCCCGUCCUCCCCUCUCUCAUCCCCUCCUCCCUCUCUUAUCCCCUCCUCCUCCCCUUUCUCAUCCCCUCCUCUUCGGAGAUAA
Molecule: messenger RNA, 564 nt
Organism: Closterium sp. Yama58-4
Lineage: Eukaryota; Viridiplantae; Streptophyta; Zygnematophyceae; Desmidiales; Closteriaceae
Source: the annotation of a GenBank genome assembly